GACUCAGACUUUAACAACUCUAGUUCCAGUGCAACUGAUUACUGUCAUCAUUGUUGCUGAAGUUGUAGCCGCUAAAAAUGGUGUUCUAGAUGAUAUAUUUGCUGGGCUGAUGAGAUUUUGCAGAGAAAUUAGUUUAACGCGAGAAAAAUGA
Funneliformis caledonium is the source of this 151-nucleotide messenger RNA. The record is from the annotation of a GenBank genome assembly. NCBI's taxonomy places the organism in Eukaryota, Fungi, Glomeromycota, Glomeromycetes, Glomerales, Glomeraceae.